AAUAUCACGACAGUCUCGUUGCUAUCGAUCUGUAAACGAUCUACCAAUCGAUUAAUCGUUUUUCACCGACUGUACGUCUGUACGUUUAUGCAUAGAUCAUUUAUUAUCAUAUUAUAAACGCGAUUUCAGACAACUGCCGUUUCCGGUUUUACAAAUACAUCAUCGGAUUCGCGGGCAUUGAUUACGUCAAUCGUGCACACGACCGGAAUCGUCCGGGGAAAAUUACUUAAGCGAUUACUUUACGAGCGGAUGGCCGCCAUCAUGGGGCUGCGAAUGUUCGUGCUGUGUUCGUUCGUCUGGUAUUUUGGACACGCCGCACAAUACGCACCAGUCGAAGGCGUGGACGGCAACGAUUGCGCCGUCGUGCUAGAAGGAUCGAAGCAUUUCAUUUAUAACAGCGGAAAAGGUUCACCGCGCCGUUCGGCGGCUCACAUGUGCAUCACGUACGACACGGUCAACAGAGCUUUUUUAGACGUCCAAAACCGUCACACGCUGCUGGAACCUAAUGAACAAUGGAGCCCGGUGCACUUUGCCAGACUAGGAGAGUUGCUGCUAGACGUGUCGCAAGUGCUCGCAAAAAUGUAUGACUUGAACGCCGACGACGUGAACAAAUUCUUGCCUGCUAUUGACACGUCCAAGACGCUCAUCAGGAACGUGUGCCCGUCGUGUAUGACGAGAGUAGUGUGCAAACCCGGUAAGUACCGUAGGCCCGACGGGCUUUGCAACAAUGAGAAAAAUCCAACGUGGGGCGCGGCUAUGUCAACGUUCAACAGGUUGAUGACACCACGGUUUUCCGACAAGUUGUCCGCGCCCAAGAUAUCGGUUUCCGGUCAACCAUUACCUAUGGCCAGGGUCGUGUCCCGAACCAUUCACCCUGACGAAGGACUGCACGAGCACGCAGGAACUGUAAUGUUGGUUGCCUGGGGACAGUUCAUGGAUCACGAUUUGACCCUGACAGCCACCCCGUUAGAUCCGGUGAACAGAAACGAACCUGAGGAGUGCUGUGGUCGUCCGGACCACUUGAAGAACAAAUAUUGCUACGAGAUUAAAAUACCGGAAGACGAUAAUUUUUAUAGGAAACACAACGUCAAGUGUCAGGAUUUCGUGCGAGCGUUUCCAGGCAUUAAGCCCGACUGUAAAUUGGGACCAAGGUCCCCGUUUAAUCUACUCACCCCAGUGAUCGACGGCAAUACCAUUUACGGAGUAGAUGAAGCGUUUUCCCAGUAUCUUAGGUCUGGAUACACAGGACAGCUGAGGAUGAACCCGGCAUUCGCGAAUUUGGGGCUGAAAGAACUGUUGCCCAUGAAGUUGAACAUUCCGGACGAAGGUUGUAUCAGGUCGAAUGCUUCUCAGUAUUGUUUUGAAUCAGGUGAAAUUAGAGUGAACGAACAGCUCGUUCUCACGUGCAUUCAUACACUGAUGGCCAGAGAACAUAACCGGAUAGCUAAGGAACUGUCGCAAAUAAAUCCACAUUGGAAUGACGAAAUGCUCUAUCAGGAAGCCAAGAGAAUUGUCGUAGCUGAAAUACAACACAUAACGUACAACGAAUUUCUGCCCAUACUUUUAGGGAAAGACAUGAUGGAUAAAUAUAGUCUGACGAACAAAAAAAAAGGAUAUUGGGACGGAUAUGAUUCACAUGCAAAUCCUAAUAUAUUGGCUUCGUUUUCGGCGGCGGCCUUUCGUUUCGGUCAUUCUUUAUUGCCGAAUGUUAUUGAACGCUGGAGCAAAGCUCACGGUUUUAUCGCUUCUAAAAAACUGUCGGACUUGAUUCGGCGGCCGUUCGAUUUGUACAGAGCCGGCGCUUUAGACGAGUACCUAAUGGGCCUCAUGAACCAAGUUGCACAGGCAAUGGACGAUUCGAUAACGCAAGAGGUGACAAAUAAUUUGAUCAAAAAGCCGGGAAAAGGGUUUGGUUUCGAUCUAGUGUCGUUCAACAUUCAGAGGGGUAGGGACUUCGGAUUGCCCGGUUACAUGGAGUAUAGACGCCAUUGUGGGUUGACUGUGGCCAACAGAUUUGAAGAAAUGGUGGGAUUCAUGCCUAAUUCCACUAUACAACGCUAUCAAACGAUCUAUUCAUCACCGUUCGAUAUCGACUUGUGGUCAGGCGGAGUGUCGGAAAAACCAGCUCCAGGAAGUGUCGUCGGACCGACGUUCAGUUGCAUUAUCGCAUCGCAAUUCAGUUUGUUGAAGAAGGGUGAUCGGUUUUGGUACGAAUUGCCCGACCAACCGUCAUCGUUUUCACCGGAUCAGUUACAAGAGAUUAGGAACGUCCGACUGGCGCGUUUGGUUUGCGACAAUACGGACAUCAUUGACACGGUUCAAAUGUAUCCAAUGGUGUUGUCGGAUCACGAAUUAAAUCCGAGGGUCCCGUGUAGGAGCGGCGUCAUACCUAGGAUGGAUCUGAGCAAGUGGGCCGACACGACAUUAGAUACGGCCGAACCCAAUGUUAGACUGUCGAACGUGGAGAAAAAUCUCAAAUCCAGCAUGACGGAAGCAAAGAUACAGUUCUGCGAAAACUGCAACGCCACGGUCGUGGACACUGGGAUCGGGUUGACGGACGCAACAGGAACGCGGGUGAUCACGAUCAUCGAGGCGACGGACGAGCUGGACGGCAACGCGGUGAUGAACUCGAACGCCAUAUUCGGCGGCAACGACAAGAGGUUUAAACGGGGCACCGAAGUCGCUUCGCUGGCCGGCAACGAGACGGCGGACGGGAACAACGACCCGCCACUGUCGGACGAGAUGGUGCUGGUCGGGCUGGACGUGCCCAAGACGACGCCGAUCAAGCGGGACGCUACGGACGGGCUACCGGACAUGACGCAAGCGAUCAUGGAGCAGCGUGUAGACUACGACGUGGACGAGGAGUUCCAGGCGGCCAACGGGCACGGGUUCGAAGCGCCCAGAACCAGACCGGUGAACAACUACCGCGGUUACAGCAGCCGGCGUCCGAACGAAGAACUGGAGGAUGAUAGCGACGACUUUGACGACGGCGACCACAACUCGCACUACGAGUACGUGCCCAUGGAGUUCGACCACAAGGGCAACCACAGGCCGUUAACUCUACCAAACUUUUUGGACUCCAAAAAGCCUGUCAAGUCUAACAAGUAUGGCGCACCCAAGGCACCAACCUAUCAUCCACGGCCAUUUGGUUACAAGAAUCACGGGAGCGGCAGCAGCAGCAGUUCUUCGUCGGCGCUGCACGGUCAUGACUUUGUACCGCUGCGCGGUGGGAGUAGUGGGGGAGGUUUUGGGGGUGUCCGUGGAGGUAGUCCGGCGUCAAAAUAUUCGUAUGGCGUAGGCGGUGGUAAACAGACUGAUGGUGAAUUUGACGAUUAUCAUGACAUACCGUCGCCAUACUCCGGUCGCCCGUUAUCGAAUAGCGACGAAGGACCCAAGUCGUUCGUGUCAAUGACGCGCAGCAACUCCGACGACGUCGAUCCCGCAGACGUAUACAAUAUCAAUCACGGGCAAGGCUCAUAUGAUGUGGUCGAAGACACGCCACGUGAUUACCAUGGUCACUUUUCCGCGGACAGCGACGACGAAGACGAUGCGUACCAUGGUCACGGGUCCUCAAAAUCGUUACCGAAGUCACCGUAUUUCUAUCGUUCUGGUGACUACGCGUACGAACCGUCAUCGACUUCCGUUCAGUCCAGGUUACAUGACGCCGACGACAAGUCCCCGAAGUCGAAAGCCUAUUGGAGGAUGUCGUACGUACAGGACGUCUAGAAACCGCCACGCGAUCAUCACCGAUUAUCACCAAUAACCUGCACCAGUACUAUCACUACCAUUUCAACCACCACCACUAAUUGAGGU
Molecule: messenger RNA, 3813 nt
Organism: Melanaphis sacchari
Lineage: Eukaryota; Metazoa; Arthropoda; Insecta; Hemiptera; Aphididae
Product: peroxidasin homolog
Exons: 17
Coding region: 250-3726 (1158 amino acids)
Biological process (GO): response to oxidative stress
Molecular function (GO): peroxidase activity; heme binding
Source: RefSeq, a predicted model, not a curated record